Messenger RNA from Emys orbicularis (European pond turtle), 1656 nucleotides. It is a transcript of the gene GALNT14, whose product is annotated as polypeptide N-acetylgalactosaminyltransferase 14. Gene Ontology annotation, cellular component: Golgi apparatus. Gene Ontology annotation, biological process: protein O-linked glycosylation. The coding region runs from base 1 to 1656 and encodes 551 amino acids. Gene Ontology annotation, molecular function: polypeptide N-acetylgalactosaminyltransferase activity. The transcript is spliced from 15 exons. NCBI's taxonomy places the organism in Eukaryota, Metazoa, Chordata, Testudines, Emydidae. The record is from RefSeq and is a predicted model, not a curated record.
AUGAGACGGCCGAGUCGCCGGCUGGCUUUGUCUCUCUUGGGGAUCCUGUGGAUCGCUGCUCUCCUCUUCUUCUUGGGGGCGAGGAGGAGACUGGAGGUGGCAGGACCCGAAGGGCAGACGCCAAAGGGCUCAGAUGUCGACUGGGAUGACCUCUGGGAUCAGUUUGAAGAGAGAAGGUACCUGAAUGCCCGGAAAUGGAAGGGCGGAGAGGACCCAUACCGCCUCUAUGCCUUUAACCAGCGGGAGAGCGAGAGGAUUCCCAGUGACCGUGCCAUCCGCGACACCAGGCAUUACAGAUGUACAACUUUGCACUAUCAUCCAGAUCUUCCGUCAACAAGUAUCAUCAUCACCUUCCACAAUGAAGCCAGGUCCACCCUGUUAAGAACUAUCAGAAGUGUUUUAAACCGCACCCCUGUGCACCUGGUCCAUGAAAUCAUAUUAGUGGAUGACUUCAGCGAUGAUCCUGACGACUGCCGUUUACUGGGCAAGUUACCCAAGGUGAAAUGCUUGCGCAACAGGCAACGAGAAGGUUUGAUCCGGUCCCGAAUCCGAGGGGCAGACAUGGCACAGGCAGGAGUCCUGACCUUCCUAGACAGUCACUGUGAGGUGAAUAAAGACUGGCUGCUGCCUCUCCUGCAGAGGAUCAAAGAGGAUCCAACCCGCGUGGUCAGUCCAGUUAUCGACAUCAUCAACUUGGACACUUUUGCCUACGUGGCCGCUUCCUCGGACCUGAGAGGAGGGUUUGAUUGGAGUCUACAUUUCAAAUGGGAACAGCUUUCCCCAGAGCAGAAAGCCAAACGAAUUGACCCUACAGAACCCAUUAAGACUCCGAUCAUUGCAGGGGGGCUCUUUGUGAUCGACAAAGCCUGGUUCAACCACCUGGGGAAGUACGACACUGCCAUGGAUAUCUGGGGUGGGGAGAACUUUGAAAUCUCCUUCCGUGUGUGGAUGUGCGGAGGGAGCCUGGAAAUUAUCCCCUGCAGCCGGGUUGGACACGUGUUCCGGAAGAAACACCCCUAUGUCUUUCCAGAGGGAAACGCCAACACCUAUAUAAAAAAUACCAAGCGCACAGCUGAAGUGUGGAUGGAUGAGUUCAAACAAUACUACUACGCUGCCCGGCCUGCAGCACAAGGGAGACCUUACGGAGACAUCCAGAGCAGACUGGAACUGAGGAAGAGCUUGAAAUGCCAGACCUUCAAGUGGUACCUGGAAAAUGUUUAUCCAGAACUUAGGAUUCCCGAGGAAUCACUGUAUCAGUCUGGAAUGAUCCGGCAGAGACAGAGGUGUCUGGAGUCCCAGAAGUCUGAAGAUCAGGAGUUCCCCGUCCUCAGCUUAAAUCCCUGCAUCAGCAGCAAAGGUGUGGCAGCAGUGGCACAGGAAUGGACGUACACAUACAACCAUCAGGUCCGCCAGCAGCAGCUCUGCUUGUCAGUGCACACCCUCUUCCCGGGCUCCCAAGUGCUGCUGUCACCCUGCAAAGAAAGUGACGGCAAACAGCGAUGGGGUAAAGUUGGUUCUCAUAUUGAGCACAUGGCCUCGCGCUUCUGCCUGGACACUGAAAUGAUGGGGGACACCAACGAGAGCACCAGAGAGCUCGUCAUCAACCCUUGUGAGAGCACAGCCAUGAGUCAGCGCUGGGACAUGGUGAUGUCCUGA